Pelodiscus sinensis (Chinese soft-shelled turtle) is the source of this 936-nucleotide messenger RNA. Its product is annotated as olfactory receptor 51G2-like. Gene Ontology annotation, cellular component: plasma membrane. Gene Ontology annotation, biological process: G protein-coupled receptor signaling pathway. NCBI's taxonomy places the organism in Eukaryota, Metazoa, Chordata, Testudines, Trionychidae. Gene Ontology annotation, molecular function: G protein-coupled receptor activity; olfactory receptor activity. The record is from RefSeq and is a predicted model, not a curated record.
AUGUCAGCUGUCAAUGACACCACUUUCACCUAUGCAGUGUUCCUGCUCACCGGGUUACCUGGGCAGGAAGAUGUCUAUCAGUGGAUCUCUGUCCCUUUCUGCUUCAUGUAUUUUAUUUCAAUAGUAGGCAAUUCAGUCAUUCUGUUCAUUAUAAAAACAGACCCAAACCUCCAUGAGCCCAUGUACAUUUUCCUUUCCAUGUUGACCCUCACAGACCUUGGCUUAUCAAUAGCCACCAUACCAACAAUCCUAGGCGUAUAUUUGUUUAACUCUAGGGAGAUCAGUUUCCAUGCCUGUUUUGCUCAGCUGUUCUUCCUCCACUCAUUUCAGUGUAUUGAAUCCUCUAUGCUUUUGGUGAUGGCCUUUGAUCGCUAUAUCGCGAUCUGCAACCCGCUGAGAUAUGCCUCCAUCUUAAACCUGCCGAGAACAUUAAAAAUGGGACUGGUGUGUGUGCUAAGAGGGAUGGGCCUAUUAUUCCCAAUCCCGGUUCUCCUGAACCGGUUCCAAUACUGUCGAGCCAACGUACUCUCCCAUUCCUACUGCAUGCACCAGGAUGUCAUGAAGUUGGCUUGUGCAGACAUCACAGUCAACAACAUCUAUGGCUUGACCAUUAAAAUCUUAACGAUGGGGUUGGAUUCACUGAUCAUUUUCCUCUCUUAUGUGAUGAUCCUCAAAACAGUGCUGAAUAUCACGUCCCGCAUGAAGAGCCUCAAGGCUGUGAAUACCUGUGGCUCCCACCUGUGUGCCGUCCUGCUCUUCUACACACCAGAGCUUGGACUGACUGUGAUACACAGAUUCUGUAAGGACUCUUCCCCUUUGCUUCAGAUUCUCCUGGGCUACAUCUCGCUGCUGGUCCCACCGCUGAUGAACCCAAUCGUGUACAGCGUGAAAAGCAAACACCUUCGUGCGAGGAUAAACAAGGUGUUUGUCAAAUGA